AUGUCAUCCACAAUGCCGAAAGCAGUAGCCGCAUUACUCCUCACAACAUUCAUGCUAUUACUAACCACACCGCCGGCUGCUUUCUGUCUCUCCACCGACUUCUACGCCCAAACCUGCCCCCGCGCCCUCACCGCCGUCCGCGCCGUCGUCCGCGGCGCCGUCACCAAAGACAGGAGAAUGGCAGCCUCCUUAAUCCGCCUCCAGUUCCACGACUGUUUCGUCCGCGGCUGCGACGCUUCGGUCCUCCUCGACAACACCACCACCACGGUCUCCGAAAAGGGCGCCGUCCCCAACCGCCGCUUCACCAAGACGUUCCGCGUCAUCGAGGACGCGAAGUCCACGUUGGAGCGGAUCUGCCCGGGCGUCGUCUCCUGCGCCGACAUCAUCGCCGUCGCGGCGCGUGACGCCUCCGCCUCCGUGGAGGGCCCCUCCUGGGACGUGGAGCUCGGGAGGCGGGACUCCGACGCCGCGUUUGCUUCCCUCGCGGCGUCCGACAUCCCGACUCCCAAGGACGACCUCAACACGCUGAUCGCACUGUUCCGCAAAAAGGGGCUGAAUUCGCGGGAGAUGGUGGCGCUGUCCGGGGCCCACACGCUGGGGACCGCGCAGUGCCUCGCUUUCCGGGACAGGGUGUACGGAAACGUGACUGUUGUGAAGGACGUGAUCGACCCGGAUUUUGCGAGGAAGAAGCGUCGGAUGUGUCCCGCCAGCGGCGGGGACCGGCUGGUGCAGCCGCUGGAUCCGGUGACGCCGACGUCGUUUGAUAAUAAUUAUUUCAAGGCGCUGAUGAUUAGGAAGGGGCUUUUGGUGACGGAUCAGGUGCUGUUUAGCGGCGGUGAGACGGAUGGGGUUGUGGAUGAGUACAGUAAGGAUGAGGGGAAGUUUAAAAAUGAGUUCGCGGCGGCGAUGGUGAAGAUGGGGAGUAUUGAGGUGAUGACUGGAUCGGACGGUCAGAUUAGGAGGACUUGCAGUAAGGCUAAUUAA
This is a messenger RNA of Linum tenue, 984 nucleotides long. Lineage: Eukaryota; Viridiplantae; Streptophyta; Magnoliopsida; Malpighiales; Linaceae. The record is from the annotation of a GenBank genome assembly.